Messenger RNA from Polistes canadensis, 2497 nucleotides. It is a transcript of the gene APC4, whose product is annotated as anaphase-promoting complex subunit 4. The transcript is spliced from 7 exons. Gene Ontology annotation, cellular component: nuclear periphery; anaphase-promoting complex. Gene Ontology annotation, biological process: protein K11-linked ubiquitination; positive regulation of mitotic metaphase/anaphase transition; anaphase-promoting complex-dependent catabolic process. The record is from RefSeq and is a predicted model, not a curated record. Gene Ontology annotation, molecular function: protein binding. Bases 180 to 2348 code for a protein of 722 amino acids. NCBI's taxonomy places the organism in Eukaryota, Metazoa, Arthropoda, Insecta, Hymenoptera, Vespidae.
UACCAACUUACUUUAAAAAAUUAUUUUCAAGAAUCGCAUUUUACGUUGGCAGCACUACCAAAACAAUAACAAAAGCUCUCAUGUGUGCUUCUCAUAUAUGAAACAUUAUUGAAACUCAAUUAUUAUGAUUAAUUAAUAUAUAAAUUUUAGAAUUAUUAUUAUUAGAAAUUAAUAACAAAAUGUCCGGAGCAAUGAGACAAUUGGAAGAACGUCAACUUCCAACAGAAAUUACUAUAAUGAAAUGGUCACCUAAAAUGGAUUUGUUAGCAGUUGCCAAUGUUAAAGGUGAAGUUGCAUUGCACAGAUUAACUUGGCAAAGGGUAUGGUUGUUAAGUCCGCAGAAUGAGUCUGACACAUCCGUAAACUUAACGUGGAGACCGGAUGGUAAAUUAUUAGCUGUUUGUUACGAGUGUUCCAAACUUUUCUGUCUCGUUGAUAUCGAGAAUAAGAAUAUUAUAUAUAAAGUACAAUUGUCGAUUCAGAAUUCUAUUACAAGUAUAACGUGGCUGCCAUUGAUGAAUACAGAGUGCGAUAACUUUGUCAGUAAUAAAAGUAACAUUUCCUCUACUGGUAAUUAUCUUCCUUCAUUGCCUAAUUUAAAUCGUAACAUUGGUCAAGAGUCGGAACGCAAGGAACUUCUUUCGCAAACUUUAGAUAUUUUAUUCCUUGGUAGAGACAAUGGAACAGCAAUGAUGUACGUCUUUGGAAUGUUUUACUGUGGAAAUAUAUUUGUGGGAAAUGGUACGAUUAUUGAAAUCAGCGGAGGAUCUGGUAAACCUAUUUGGAUUACUUGGAAAGAUAACAACAGCAUUGUUGUUAACAGAUAUUCCUGUCCAUUACUUGAAAAAAGUUCUGCAUUCCUAAAGGUAGCUCAAGCGCAAGCGAACAUAGAAUGUUUGAUGGAUUAUCUCUCGCGUACAUUAAUGGCUAUUUCUGAAGCUUGGGAGACGAUUAUUUCAGAGAUGGACGAUAAACUUGCUCGAUACGCUGAAAGCAAUCCGCCUGGUGCAGUCGCAGCAGAUUUUUUAGAAUUAUUGAUGAUUGGCAUACCAACACAAAAUUUAGAAAACUUUCUAUUGCGUGAUCUGACCGAGAAAGGUUUGAAAAAGUUAGGUCACAGUAUCGAGAUGUGCUACAGUAAUAUACAGAAAUUAGUAGUGAAAAAUUUGAAUAGUGUCGGAAUGGCAUUGGUCUAUCAAUUAGCUGAAAUUCGUGGUAUGGUGAGAUUAGGUGGACCUUAUGAGUCUCUCGGUCUCAAGAAUGAAAGUCUCAUAACGAAGGCCCUUCACGCGUCUGAAGCUUUCUUAGCCAAGGCUUCUGAAAUGAAACAAGUAAUCGAUCAUAGCAUGCGGGAUUAUAAAGCAUUUUUUAGAUGGUUGUACGUCGAGAUCCAAAGAUUAACUGAUGAAAGAAUAUCAUCAGAAGUAAGUCGUAUGAGUCAACAGGAGUUAACGUUCAUCGCCGAAUUUCUUAAAGGAUUUGAUAAAAUUGAACCAAGCACUGGUAGUAGGAAAGGUGUGAAUUUAGAAAAAUUAGGACAAUAUUUAAGACACGAGCCUUUACAAGCUUGCUUGACACCUGAAGGAAGCGAAUGGGCAUCCAUGUUAGACGAGAAUCAUUGUCUUCGUGAUCAUCCGCUUAUAAUGAAACAAGAUUUAAAUUAUUCUUUAUUACAAUCUCAUGAAAAACUAGUCAAUGCCAUACACGACGUAUUCGCAGUUGCCUACGAAGAUUUGGUUAAUCAUUUCACAGUAUUACAAACAUCUUUGGUUCCUACGACAAGUGUAUUAUCUUCUCAAAUAGUUACGAGCGAUGGUAAUUUAUUAAUAGCAAGUUCCGACGUCGAACGUAAAUGUUUACGACUAUAUCAAAUCGAAUCGUUGUUCACAAAUACGUCAUCCGUUUCUCUAUCAUUCAAAUCCGCUAUGAUUGAUGUUGAUAACAAACAAGGAUCUUUUACAAAAGGUCCCAUUGACAAUGCUAUAGCUGAUUUACAGUUCUACUCUCAAGAUUAUCUUAGUCUUCUUUUAUUGAACAAACAAAAUUAUACUUCAACUCUUCUACAGUUACCAACGAGUCAUGUAAAAUUGUUAGAUCAUCAAAGCCAAUCUAUGGUAUGUUUAACUGAUCUUAUGGGUGCCAUUUGGCCAAAAUCAUUUCAAGGUAUUUCUGCAAGACGAUUGGCUGUUAGUGGUGCUCGAAAAGUAGCAGCAAUUCUUAACGAGAAUAAUAGAAAAAUAAGAUUGCUUGAAACGGAAGUAGAACCAGAAGAUGAAGACGACGAAGAUGAGGAUGGAAUUGAUGAUAAUAUGAUGGAUACAACGCCGAGUCUAAAUACAACUACUUAAUAUACAAAAAUAUUCGUUUAUAUUCGUGUUCAUACGCUUCAUUAAAAAAAUUUAUCAUUCUUUUUUUGUAUAAUGAAUAAUAUUGAAAAUAUUUGUACAGACAAAUAAUAUAUGUAUAUAUAGAAAAAUAUAAUUGAUGAUUGAAGAUA